This is a messenger RNA of Rosa chinensis, 2029 nucleotides long. RefSeq names its product wee1-like protein kinase. The transcript has 4 exons. Bases 1404 to 1763 code for a protein of 119 amino acids. Gene Ontology annotation, molecular function: protein kinase activity; ATP binding. Gene Ontology annotation, biological process: protein phosphorylation. NCBI's taxonomy places the organism in Eukaryota, Viridiplantae, Streptophyta, Magnoliopsida, Rosales, Rosaceae. The record is from RefSeq and is a predicted model, not a curated record.
CCACUGACCCAUUUUCUCUGCUCUUCCCCGAAACCUUAUCUCUCUCUCUCUCUUCCCCCAUCCUCCGGUCUCGUCUCUUCCCCGAAACCCUCUCUCUCUCUCUACCUCACCCACUGACCCAUUUUCUUUAUGGCUCAUCUCGAAGGUGGACUACACGGAACUAUGUGACCAUGCUUCUAGUAGUGGCUGGAGGACGUGCAGUCUGUCGUUAACUCGUCGGAGGAAGGCGAAGAAGAUAGUGGCUGCGGUGAGUCCACCUUGGUGGUCAGAGAUCGAUGACGGAGGAAAGAGUCUUCCAGAUCCACUUUCUCUCUCUCUCGUCUGUGCUUGUUUCUCUGCUCGAAGCCGCCUUGCUCUCCGCUCGCUCUUUAAUCCCUUCCACAGUGAGAGCGUUUCCUUCCAACGUCAAGUCAACUCACUCCAACACCCUCGUUUCCAAGAGGAGGCUUUCGGGUUGCUCCCAACCCGAUAUCGAGGAUUCGGGCGGGUUCAACAAUACCUAGAAGAAGAGUCGGUUGGCUGAGUCGUUUUUGCACCGCUUCAGGAGGAAGAAGGGCAUGUGCGACACCGAUUUUACUUCCGCGGUAUGGAAAUUCUUGGUGCCUGUUUCUGUUAGUUCCAGCAGGUCCAACUGGCCCACUUCACCUCAGUUUGAUGAUUUCGAUUGGGUUUCUGUGGACGGGAGUGAAGAUGUUGAGAAAGCUCAUGGUUUCUUGAUGACUUUGUUCUUGGACCUGUUCCUUCUGGAGAUGAAGUUCACAACGCUGUUUCUACUCUUCAACAGUAUAACCACUCUUUCUCUCUUUCUUUAUGUUCAUUUAUAUGGACCAAAAUGUUGUAUGCAUGAUACUAUGAUCACAAAAGUUGGCUAAUUGAUUAGUACUUUUGUAACAUAUAUAUGAUUUGCUACAUACCCUAUAUAAAUUAGUUAGUUGGUCAUAUGUGCUUUUUGUGACUUGGUUAUGAUCGUUGGUUUUUGAAUUAUGCUCAGUUUGGUUUAUAUUGACGUUGCAUUUCACGCUAUAACUGUCAUCAUUCAUGAGAUGGUGUUAAAUUGAUAUGCUUUUACAUUAAAAGGGUGUUCAGUCCGACUCAUCACCCCCAGUUUAUCUGUUAUAAAUUUGGUUCCGAGUACUUGGACAAGGAUGUAGCUGAUCAGAUUUUGAGUGCUUCUGGUUCGGUGCAGCGAGUAUCUUCAUUUGGGACAGAAUCAGAUUGGAUGGAGCCUUAUGUUUACCUUUGUAAUUCCCAGCCUCAGGGACGUCAAAGAGUUUAUGAGGCUUUCAGUUUAUUGCAGAAUGAGUCAUCUGUUCAGAGAAUAGUGGUUUCAUUGUCAUCUGAUAGAGCAGUUUGGGAUGCUGUGAUGAAUAAUGAGGUGGUGAGGGAGCUGAGGGAAUCCUUCUAUGCAGGGUGCCUUUGGAUGUGCAACACUACUUGAUAAAAGCCUACCAAUUGAAGAGGGUGAUGCUCGCUAUAUGCCUUCAGAGAUCCUGAAUGAGAAACAUGACGAUCUUGACAAGGCUGAUAUCUUCUCAUUGGGAGUUCCUAUGUAUGAGCUUAUUAGAGGUUCACCGUUACCGGAAGAAGGACCUCAAACCUUAAAUCUUAAGAAAGGAAAAUUGCCACUGCUUCCUGGUCACUCCUUGCAACUUCAGAACUUGCUCAAGGCCAUGUUGGAUCCAAAUCCAGUCUGCAGACCAUCAGCUAAAGAGUUGGUUGAAAAUCUAAUGUUCCACAGGGUGCUAAAAAAUGCAUGGGCCUAGGACAACCACGAUUGCGAAUUGAAGAGAUUGGGGUAUUGUAUUAUAGUAUAUGUCAUCCUUUUGUGUCUGCCAGCCCAGUAAAAUAGGCAGAAGUAUGUGAAUGGCCAAUUUUGUAUCUAUAAUUCUCCCUCAUGUAUUAAUAUGCACCUAAUUUUCCUCCUAAUGCGGUGCAUUUUUUAUGAAUCCUGAGGAUUCCUUGGUCAUGGACUCGAGUAUUUUACUGGUAAUGGAAAAGUCUAAAGCCUUUGUUGGGUGCCUUCUCUACA